This is a messenger RNA of Rhagoletis zephyria (snowberry fruit fly), 1119 nucleotides long. The record is from RefSeq and is a predicted model, not a curated record. Lineage: Eukaryota; Metazoa; Arthropoda; Insecta; Diptera; Tephritidae.
AUGUACAAUCAGCUGAGUCAGUUGACCGUCAGUCUUAGUCCGACGACUAGGAGGGUCAUUAUCUUUGUUCCUCCACUUUUAUUGGGCGGAUUUUACCUGCUUCGAAGGCUAUUGAGGUCCGAAAAACUUGCAAUAACCGCUUCAGGAAACGAAGUCCUUGAUUCACCUAAUUCACAAACCACCACAGCAUCCAUCACGCUUAACGAUUCGUCUCAGCUAAAGGACAACUUUGAUGGCUGUGCCUGGUCAGCUGAUAACAAAGCCAAAUCGGCACUAGCAUCUAACAAAUGUUCACACUGCCGUAGAAAUCAAAAGCUUUCUUUUCGAGAAACAAACGUUCAAGAUGCAUCCCUUAAGAUGUUUUCUACCGGUCAACUAGUUAAGUAUGGUUUCGACAAUCUAAAUAAUGCCAUCAGGGCGCUUGAAGAACUGAAAUCAAAGACGCAAGCGCUGAAGGAGUAUGCCACUACUCCAGAAGGUGCCAAUGUCGUCGAGUCUCAAAUUGAAUCGCUGUUCAGAAGUCUGAAUGAAAUAUCCCUUGAUUUUGAAAUAUUCAGAAAUGAAUUUAUGCCUGCCACUUACAAUUUGCAUGCUGGAUAUGCGGCAGAAGAUGAGGAUGACUUUGAUGAUCAGGCGUCUUACCUUUCCUCAGCAACGACAACCUCGCUCGGGUACUAUGAUCCAGAGCCGAAUUUGCACUUUUUCCAAAUUUACCAGGAUGCUCUCAAAGAAGUGCCCCAAAUUAAACCGCCCAGAACAGAUCGGACAAUAGUGACAGGCAGUGAGAACUUUGAGGAUUACCUCGCUAAAGUGCACUGCCUUCGAAACGCCUUUGCUUUGCUCUUUUCAAGGGAAAACAUUCGCGAGAAGUACACCAAUAUCGGCCAAGAAAUACUUAGACUAAUUCUAGAGCACUCAAUAAGGGACUCUCAAGACUGUAUCAAUUCGUAUUAUUCCUUUCUAAAGUUUAUUUUGAACGAAGAAAAUUACUACACAAUCGAAAAGGAAAUUUCUCAUCGAAACAUCGCUGCAAUAUCGUUUUACGACAUCGUCUUGGACUACAUGAUUCUAGAGAGUUUUGACGACUUGGAGAAUCCACCGGCGGCAGUGAAGUCAGUG